This is a messenger RNA of Diplodia corticola, 2676 nucleotides long. RefSeq names its product periodic tryptophan protein 2. Gene Ontology annotation, cellular component: Pwp2p-containing subcomplex of 90S preribosome; small-subunit processome. The transcript has 5 exons. NCBI's taxonomy places the organism in Eukaryota, Fungi, Ascomycota, Dothideomycetes, Botryosphaeriales, Botryosphaeriaceae. The record is from RefSeq and is a predicted model, not a curated record. Gene Ontology annotation, molecular function: protein binding. Gene Ontology annotation, biological process: maturation of SSU-rRNA from tricistronic rRNA transcript (SSU-rRNA, 5.8S rRNA, LSU-rRNA); ribosomal small subunit assembly. The coding region runs from base 1 to 2676 and encodes 891 amino acids.
AUGAAGACCGAUUUCAGGUUCUCGAACUUGUUGGGCACUGUUUACAGCCGCGGAAACCUUCUCUUCACUCCGGAUGGCACCUGUCUGCUGUCGCCCGUGGGCAACCGCGUCUCUGUCUUCGACCUGGUCAACAACAAAUCACAUACCCUUCCUUUCGCACACCGUCGGAACAUUGCCCGCAUCGCACUAAACCCACGCGGUAACCUGCUGCUCACCGUCGACGAGGAUGGCCGCGCCAUUCUCACGAACGUACCCCGUCGCAUCGCGCUCUACCACUUCUCGUUCCGGUCGCCUGUUUCGUCCAUAGUGUUCGCGCCGGAUGGGCGCCAAUUUGCUGCCGCAAUUGGCCGCCAGGUCGAAGUGUGGCAUACGCCCUCGACCCCGGAUGCCGGCGCGGACGGUGAGCUGGAAUUCGCGCCGUUCGUACGUCAUAGGGUGUAUACCGGACAUUACGACACUGUCGAAAGCAUAGAGUGGUCUGGCGACUCGAGAUUUUUCCUUACCGCAUCGAAAGACCUUACGGCAAGAAUAUGGAGCUUGGACCCAGAGGACGGCUUCGUACCCACCACUCUGUCUGGACACAGGCAGGCUGUUGUAGGGGCAUGGUUUUCCAAAAAUCAGGAAUUAAUGUAUACAGUCAGCAAGGACGGCGCGCUUUUCGAAUGGCAGUACCUUCCUAAGCCCGCCCUAGAUGAUGAUGAGGAGGAGGAGGAUACGGAGCGCUGGAGAAUAGCUGAGAAGCAUUAUUUCAUGCAGAACAACGCGCACGUCACAUGCGCCGCGUUUCACGCAGAAAGCAAUCUCCUGGUCGUCGGCUUCUCAAAUGGUGUAUUUGGGAUUCACGAGCUGCCCGAGUUCUCAACGAUCCAAAACCUCAGCAUCUCACAAAACGACAUUGACUUCGUCACGAUCAACAAGACUGGCGAAUGGCUUGCAUUCGGCGCAUCCAAGCUAGGCCAGUUGCUCGUCUGGGAAUGGCAAUCUGAAUCCUACAUUCUCAAGCAACAAGGCCACUUCGACUCAAUGAACUCGAUCAUUUACUCGCCGGAUGGCCAGAGGAUCAUCACCUGCGCUGACGAUGGCAAGAUCAAGGUCUGGGACGUUGCCUCUGGAUUUUGCAUUGUUACCUUCACUGAGCACACCAGCGGCGUGACUGCUUGCGAAUUCGCAAAGCGUGGCAACGUCCUUUUCACGGCUUCUCUCGAUGGAUCUGUGCGAGCGUGGGACUUGAUCCGCUACCGGAAUUUCCGCACUUUUACGGCGCCGAAACGUCUUUCCUUCUCCUCUAUCGCUGUUGAUCCCAGCGGCGAGGUCAUCUGCGCUGGCUCGCGGGACGACCCGGAUAUCCAUAUUUGGUCUGUCCAAACCGGGCAGCUGCUCGAUACACUCUCCGGACACGAAGCGCCCGUGUCGUGUCUUGCCUUCGCGCCGAACGGUGGUAAUAUUGUUAGUGGCAGCUGGGAUCACAGCGUCCGUAUUUGGGAUAUCUUCGCACGGACCCAGACAAGCGAACCUCUUCAGUUGCAGUCCGACGUCCUCAGCCUAGCGUUCCGUCCAGACUCAAAGCAGGUUGCGGUGGCAACUCUCGAUGGUCAGCUGUCCUUCUGGUCGGUGUCGGAUGCAACCCAGGUCGGCGGAUUGGAUGGACGUCGUGAUGUGUCCGGCGGCCGCAAGAUGACGGACCGACGGACCGCGGCAAACGUAGCCGGCACCAAAGCUUUCCAGACCAUCACCUAUAGCGCAGAUGGCACGUGCGUCCUCGCCGGGGGCAACAGCAAGUACAUUUGUUUGUACGACGUGCAGUCUGGCGUUUUGCUGAAGAAAUACACCGUCAGCGUGAACCUAUCGUUGGACGGCACGCAGGAGUUCCUCAACAGCAAGCUUCUAACCGAGGGUGGGCCUCGAGGACUCAUCGACGAGACUGGUGAUGCUUCCGACCUGGAGGACCGUCUUGCCGGGGACAAGACACUGCCUGGCGCGCAGCGCGGAGGCGACAUGAGCUCACGGCGCACUCGUCCGGAGGUGCGUGUUCCUGCGGUCGCCUUCGCGCCCACGGGCCGUGCAUUCUGUGCCGCAAGCACGGAAGGUCUGCUGAUUUACAGCCUGGACAACUCGGUGCAGUUCGAUCCCUUCGACCUCGACGUGACGGUGACGCCGGAUUCGACGCUGGCGGCGCUGAAGGAAGGCCAGUACCUGCGCGCUCUAGCCAUGGCUUUCCGUCUGAACGAGCGCGGCCUCAUCGCCCGGGUCUACUACGCCACUCCCCUCCAGGACGUGGCGCUCGUCGUGCGGGACCUGCCUCAGGUCUACCUCGCUCGCCUCUUGCGUUUUGUCGCGGCCCAGGCGGACGAGAGCCCGCAUCUCGAGUUCAAUCUUCGCUGGAUCGAGGCGCUGCUAACCAGCCACGGCCGGGUGCUCAAGGACAGGCAAGGCGAGUUCGCACCGGAGCUCCGUGCGGUGCAGAAGGUCGUUGCGAAGGUGCAGCGGGAGGUCGCACGGCUUGCGGAGGACAAUGUGUACGCGAUUGACUUCUUGCUCGCCCAGCCGGUCGGCAAGCAGGGUGGUGCACUGGGGGCUGACGAUGUUCUGGGCCUUGUCGAGGAGGGCGAAGACAUGGAGAUUGAGGAGGGCGAGGGAAGCGACAGUGAGGGCGGUGAGUGGAUGGGACUCGAUUAA